This is a messenger RNA of Pimephales promelas (fathead minnow), 1964 nucleotides long. RefSeq names its product HAUS augmin-like complex, subunit 7 (gene haus7). Lineage: Eukaryota; Metazoa; Chordata; Actinopteri; Cypriniformes; Leuciscidae. Gene Ontology annotation, molecular function: microtubule minus-end binding. The record is from RefSeq and is a predicted model, not a curated record. Gene Ontology annotation, cellular component: HAUS complex. Gene Ontology annotation, biological process: microtubule organizing center organization; spindle assembly.
AGAAGACUGACUCGAUGCAGAUAGUGCAGCAGAAAACAUGAAACAGGCUCGUGCAAAGCUGGUGCAUAGACAGGGCUUGUGUGAGUGCGUGGUGUCAGGAAGAGUCAGUGGAGCACAUAAUUAUCAGAUGGAGGUAUGAUGAGGUACAGAGAGUGAUAAUGAGGAAUAAUUUGAAGGAAUUAGGGGUACAGGAAUUAAAAUUAAAUGGAGUGUUGAAUAUAGGUGACAGAGCACAGGUUAGAAUUAGAAUAUUGUUAGGGAAACUGGUUUGUAUGAUCGGUUAUGAGGAUAAAUAGGGAUAUAGGAAAGUGUGUAUGGAAAUGAAUGAAUGUGAAUGUGUGUGUUCAUGUCUGAUUCACACUCCGGAGCAGAAGGUGGCGGUAAUGCACCAAAAGCUGGUUGCCAACCGCCGUUAAAAACAAAGAAGAAGAAGACUCACUGCAGAAAUAACAACAUGGCGGGCGAUUCAAAAGAGCAGCUGCUGUCUCUGCGAGUUUACAACACCCUUCAGAGUCUGGGCUGUCCUCUGGUGGAUGGGCUUUACCUGAGGGAGGCAGACAGCAUGCAGGAGCUCCUCUGUUCUCCUUCAUUACACAGGACUGAUAUACUCAAGUGGAUCUGUACCAGCAUUUGCCCAUCCCUAAGAGAGAAGUUUUCCACAAUUAAAGCAUCUCAGAAUGAGGUUUUAAUUCAAGAACUCACACGGUUUGGUAAUGAAAUGAUGUUGUGUAAAACUAAUGACCAGGAUUUAAUCAAGGGUCUUGCACCCCCAUUACGGCAGCUGGUGUUUCUAGAGCAGCUUCUGGUGGUCAUUCAAGCAGACUCCUCCAUACAUUCAAGACAGAAGUCAAGCUCUGGAGAUGACAGUGCGAAGAACGAUCUUCUUGGGGAGCUGAUGUUUCCGGAUCACUUAUCUGACCUGGAUAUGCUCCUGAACCCAUCCUGCAACCCGUGGCCCGCACACAUCCGUGAACAUCUGAUACGCAUGCAGUCGGCUCAAAACAAAAUGAACGGGAACCACAGUAAAUCCGGUGAUUUCAUUAACCGGAGUGAUCAACAUUCCCGACUUGGAAGUCAUGGAGAAGAAAGCCUGUCAGAGGCCAAAGCGCUGCUGCAGUCUACACAGAGCACAUUAGAGGAGCUCCACAAAGAGUGUGAGUUCCUGCAGUCAGAUUCGCCGGGUCGUGCAGUGGUGCUAUCCCCCUCUGUGCUGAAAGUAGCCAUCUCAGACAUGUCUCAGCUUAUGAUGGCCUUCGGACAGAUCUACAACACUGACUUUAAAGGGUACUGCCAGAGAACCCCUCCAGCCCUCAGUUCCCACAAUAGUGUGUUUCAAUCUGUACAUCAGCUUCUGCACACCUGUAAUAAGGAGCUAGAGGCUCUUAAGCAGCUGUCUGAAACCUCGUCGUCUCUUACACAAACAGUGCAACAACUACAGACAGACAGGCGGUACUGGUCUAAAGGAGAAAAGCACACUCUGCCUAAACAGUUGGAGGAGCUGAAGAACAGAUAUAUGACUUUUCUUUUCCUUCACCAAUCAUAACCUGAAAAACACUCUCACCGUCUAAAUGGAAAUCUACAGACUGUUGCUUGAAUUGAAGAUUUAAGUGGUAAGAAGGGCCAAAAACUGGUCCACUUAUUUGCACGACCAGGACUGUGCCCUUAGCACUUUGUGUUUUACAACCACUAUGCCAUGCACUGUUGUACAGAUUUAUAUUAUACUGAUAAUAUUAUACUCAAAGACAUUAAUAGUCAUCCAAAUAAUGAUGAAAUUGUUAUCUAAUAAUAUUCUCCAAAUAGCUAUAAGAAACAAUCCUCUCUUUAUAAAACCCUUAAGUGUUUUAGUUAACUCCCAAAUAAUGCAGAUGCAGUAUGAAACACAAAUGUAUCUUCAUUUUUUUUUAAAUCUUUGAUCUGCAUUAUGUCAUGACAUGUUUUUUUAAAUAAAGGUUAACAUUACAAAA